Molecule: messenger RNA, 1685 nt
Organism: Zonotrichia leucophrys gambelii
Lineage: Eukaryota; Metazoa; Chordata; Aves; Passeriformes; Passerellidae
Gene: FMOD
Product: fibromodulin
Exons: 3
Coding region: 281-1447 (388 amino acids)
Molecular function (GO): protein binding
Source: RefSeq, a predicted model, not a curated record
CGCCAGGCAGCACCAGGGGCUCGCCAGUCUCUCCUGCAAAGCUGCGGCGGGGAGGUCACUCCCUGAAAAAAAUCCCAAAAAAAAUCCCAAUAAAAUAAAAUAAAAUAAAUCCCGGAAUCCCCGCCGAGCCCCGGCCGUGCCAGCGCAGGAUUCGGGAUCCGGGGCGGGCACGGGCGCUGCGGCUCGGGAGCCUCCCCCCCUCCGAUGCUGCCGGUGCCACGGCACAGCCCGCAGCAGCCUUUGCACAGGAGGAGAGCGGCAGCUCGGUCCCUCCAUCGCCAUGCCUCGGCCCACCACCCUCAUCCUCAUCCUGGCCGGGCUCUGCGCGUCCUCGCUGGGCCAGUACAACGAGGAGGAGGACCUGGCGUGGCUCCAGUACUACCUGCGGCAGUCCCGCGCCUCCUCCUACAACUACGUGCCCUACUACGAGGAGGAGAGCCCCGCGUACGCCUACUCCUACCCCAGCGCCACCGACACGGAGCCGGAGCCCGAGCCCCAGCCGCAGCAGGCGGCGCCCUGGCGGUGUCCCCAAGAGUGUGACUGUCCCCCCAACUUCUCGUCGGCCAUGUACUGCGACACGCGCAACCUGCGCUACCUGCCCUUCGUGCCGUCGCGGAUGAAGUACGUCUACUUCCAGAACAACCUCGUCACCUCCAUCCAGGAGGGCGCCUUCGACAACGCCACCGAGCUGGAGUGGCUGGCGCUGCACAACAACCAGAUCAGCAGCGACAAGAUGGGCAAGAAGGUUUUCGGGAAGCUGCAGAGGCUGGAGAGGCUCUACAUGAACAACAACAACCUGACCCGGCUGCCCAGCCCGCUGCCGCGCUCGCUGCGCGAGCUCCACCUCUCCUACAACCAGAUCUCCAAGGUGCCUCCCAACGCUCUGGAGGGGCUGGAGAACCUCACGGCGCUCUACCUCAGCCACAACUUCAUCUUCGAGCUGGGCGCGUCCCUCAAGGGGCUCAAGUCGCUGAUCCUGGCCGACCUGAGCUACAACAACCUCAGGAGGGUCCCCGACGGGCUGCCGGCCUCGCUGGAGCAGCUCUACAUGGAGUACAACUACAUCAACGCCAUCCCCGAUGAGUAUUUCCAGGUGUCCCCCAGGCUGCUCUACGUGAGGAUGUCCCACAACAGCCUGACCAACCAAGGGCUCUCCAGCAACACCUUCAACAGCAGCAGCAUCCUGGAGCUGGACCUCUCCUACAACCGGCUGCAGAAGAUCCCGCGGGUCAACACCAACCUGGAGAACCUCUACCUGCAGGGCAACCAGAUCGACGGUGAGCAGGGCCCCCGUGACGUGGAACACUCGCGCGCACCUACGCAACCCAUCAAACGAAGCCCCCGACCCCCGUGCCUGCGCCGCCAACCUCAUCGAGAUCUGAGCCACCUCCAGACUGCUGUCCUCUCCAUUCGUAUUUCCUCUCAUAUACCCGCUGCUACUUUGUAGUUAUGUGCUAAUUUGUCCCCCGAGCUGGGGGAUAGCUCGGAGCAGCGCGGUGUGAGACUGUCCGGUUAUCUCGGCUGUUUGAGGGGCCUGGAAAGGCCCUGGGUGGCCUUGGGGCAGCCCGCGUGUCGAAGGACGAGAAGAGGCUUCAGUUCUUCUUUCGGGUUUUAUGUUUAUUAAUUGUUUAUCUAAAAGAUGUUCUUUCAGCCGAACAGAGAUCUGCUCAGCAGUCAGCCAUGAG